Messenger RNA from Melanotaenia boesemani (Boeseman's rainbowfish), 1670 nucleotides. RefSeq names its product protein phosphatase 6, catalytic subunit (gene ppp6c). Lineage: Eukaryota; Metazoa; Chordata; Actinopteri; Atheriniformes; Melanotaeniidae. The transcript has 7 exons. Bases 89 to 1006 code for a protein of 305 amino acids. Gene Ontology annotation, molecular function: protein serine/threonine phosphatase activity. The record is from RefSeq and is a predicted model, not a curated record. Gene Ontology annotation, biological process: G1/S transition of mitotic cell cycle; peptidyl-serine dephosphorylation. Gene Ontology annotation, cellular component: cytoplasm.
GCGGAAAGAGGAGAAGAAGAAGAAGAAGAAGAAGACACUGCUGGCUGGCUAACCGUCUUUGCUCUUUUCUAGUACUAGUGUUUCGAUAAUGGCUCCUUUAGAUCUCGAUAAAUACGUUGAAAUCGCCAAACACUGCAAAUACUUACCUGAAAACGACCUAAAGAGACUGUGUGAUUAUGUUUGCGACUUGCUGCUGGAAGAAUCAAAUGUCCAACCAGUUGCCACACCAGUAACAGUUUGUGGAGAUAUUCAUGGUCAGUUUUAUGAUCUCUGCGAGCUCUUCAGGACUGGAGGCCAAGUUCCAGACACAAACUAUAUAUUCAUGGGAGAUUUUGUAGACAGGGGAUAUUAUAGUUUGGAGACAUUUACAUACCUACUAGCUUUAAAAGCCAAGUGGCCUGAUCGCAUCACACUUCUAAGAGGAAACCAUGAAAGUAGACAGAUAACACAAGUGUAUGGCUUUUAUGAUGAAUGUCAAACAAAGUAUGGGAAUGCUAAUGCCUGGAGGUAUUGCACCAAAGUGUUCGACAUGCUGACUGUGGCAGCGCUGAUAAAUGAACAAGUCCUGUGUGUCCAUGGUGGUCUUUCACCCGACAUCAAGACUUUGGACCAAAUCCGAACCAUCGAACGCAACCAGGAGAUUCCUCACAAAGGAGCCUUUUGUGAUCUGGUGUGGUCGGACCCAGAGGAUGUGGACACCUGGGCUAUCAGUCCUCGAGGGGCCGGCUGGCUGUUUGGCUCCAAGGUCACUAAUGAGUUUGUUCACAUCAACAACCUGAAGCUCAUCUGCCGUGCACACCAGCUGGUCCACGAGGGUUACAAGUUUAUGUUCGACGAGAAGCUGGUGACGGUGUGGUCGGCGCCCAACUACUGCUACCGCUGCGGGAACAUCGCCUCCAUCAUGGUGUUCAAGGACGUCAACAGAAGAGAGCCCAAGCUGUUCCGGGCAGUUCCUGAUUCUGAGCGCGUCAUACCCCCCCGAACAACCACCCCAUAUUUCCUCUAAUGGGAACCCCCCCCCUUUACCUCUAAAACUUAUUUAUAUCCAUCAAAGUAAAAAUGACUCCAGCAGAGCAGUCGUGUCUCCUUCAGCAGAAAGUUUGUUCUGUUUUCACCAAACUCACUUUGUUCUGUGAAAGAUUUAACUCAUAAAAAACUGUCAACAUUUGUUUUUUUUAAGUUGGGGGGAGUCAAUUUUCACAGUUCUGUAUCCCACUGAGACAAAUGCACACUGAAGCGGUAAAUACCAGUAAAUCAGGCUGAAGUGAAGGUAGUAGCUAGAUUUAAUGGUUCCCCUCUAUAAGAAUGAUUUUUUGCCUUUUACACUAUUUCUGUUUUAGAUGGAUUGAAGUGUUGCUGGUGUUUGAACGCCUCAGACCCAGUCUGUACUGUAACAGCUGCUGAGCCCAUCCUGCUACAACCUGCCUUAACUGAUGAAUGACUGCUCUUUUUUACAUCUGUCUGAAACUGGUAUUUAAUUCAACCUUUUUUCGUCAGCGUGUCUUAAAUAUGAUGAAGUGUUGCCUGGACAGAGGCAUUUCUAAACAUGAUGGUUCAUUUAUCAGCAGGUUUUCACUGUGCCAACAAACAGCUCUGCACAUCAGUGGGAGCAGAAAGCUGUUUGGACACUGUUCCCUCUUUUAUUAUUUGAAUAAACUUUCAUUCAUUAA